Xenopus tropicalis (tropical clawed frog) is the source of this 1964-nucleotide messenger RNA. RefSeq names its product KLF transcription factor 6 (gene klf6). The record is from RefSeq and is marked provisional. Gene Ontology annotation, cellular component: nucleus. Lineage: Eukaryota; Metazoa; Chordata; Amphibia; Anura; Pipidae.
CUCCUCUGCUCCGAGGGGGGAUCCAGCCUGCUGGGCGGCGUGGGGCUUCUGUUUAUAUGAUUAUUUCAAUUGCUAUGCAAUGACCUUUGCAUGAAACUGUGGAGUUAUCAUCCCAUUCCGGGACGGAUUGAUUGUGCUUUUCCACCCUUGGGGGAUCCUAUUGGUUUGGAGCAUCUCUCACCUCUGUCGCUUGCGUUUGCCCGAUUUCUCCCUGUCUGUAGCGAUUUAGUUGCGCUUCCUGUUGACCAUGGAUGUUCUCCCCAUGUGCAGCAUUUUCCAGGAGCUGCAGAUUGUGCAUGACACUGGCUAUUUCUCUGCUUUACCUUCCCUGGAGGAAUAUUGGCAACAGACAUGUCUUGAGUUGGAACGGUACUUACAAAGUGAACCGUGCUAUGUGUCUGCGGCUGAAUUUAAAUUUGAUAGAGAAGAGGAACUUUGGACCAAAUUUAUCUUAGCAUGUGAGAAAAAGGAGGAACCCGAGCAGAACAUCGGUUGUGUUUCUCCAGAGGACAUUAGUGACUGCCAGAAUUCAGAAACUAACAGCUUGAACUCCGAUGUCAGCAGUGAGUCUUCAGAUAGUUCUGAAGAACUUUCGCCUACUUCAAAAUUUACCUCAGAUCCUAUAAGCGAUGUACUAGCCACCAAUGGAACACUUAGUUCUUCUGUUACUUCAACUCCUCCGUCUUCUCCAGAGCAGGGCAAAGACCCAUCUUGUCACUUGUGGAAUGCAAUUACGGGGGAACUACAUUCACCUGGGAAGGUGCGCUGUGGUUCCAUUGGAAAGACUCUAGAUCAUGGAAGCCCGACAGGUGGGGAGACCUCACCUGACGGCAGGAAACGUGUCCAUAAGUGUCUUUUCAAUGGCUGCAAGAAAGUUUACACCAAGAGUUCUCACUUGAAAGCACACCAGCGCACUCACACAGGAGAGAAGCCUUACAGAUGCUCAUGGGAAGGGUGUGAGUGGCGUUUUGCAAGGAGUGACGAAUUAACCAGACACUUCCGUAAACACACCGGUGCCAAACCGUUUAAGUGCUCACACUGUGACAGGUGUUUUUCUAGGUCGGAUCACCUGGCCCUUCACAUGAAGAGGCACAUCUGAAUGAAUGGAAGGGGGGAGUCAUGAAUAAGCAACUUCAAGGUUGAACUGCCUUGUGCGAGGGAUGCGUGUUCCAGCCAAAGCAUGCCAAUUUGCACCCUAACCAGUUGCCUUCGAGACCUCACUUCUUCGAGGGGCUUUGUAGGGCUUAUCAGUCGUGUAAGAUGCGGCAUAGCUACCAUGCAGUGCGUCGUCUGGCAUCUACUGGACCCACGCACUAAGUGGUGCUUUAUCUUCUGAUUGGCUUGUCCUAAGCCUACGCCGUGAGCUUGUGCACUGAGAAUGUCAAUGACUGGGUGACUGAAUGUUGAUGAGGAGCCAAUGUCUGUAUGUGGAGGAUUUUACUUGUUUGUUUGUUUCAUUUCUUAUGGCUGAGUUUCAGUUGUGAGGGUUUAGAAAGAAAAACCUUGGUUUGAAUGUUUUUUUUUUUUGUAUGCUGUGGCAUACUCUAAUGGGACAACCAUCAAUCAUUACCUGAGGGGUCUUGAACCUACUGAGCGGAGGAAGAAAAAAAUAAAGGGGGAGUGACCCCAGAAGGAGAUGAUCCCUUUCCUGUGUGAGAGGAGCUUUCGUUGUCUGGUGCAGCUAUUAAACGUGCAAUGUGUCAAGUAGCUUGUUUUUUUUACAUGCUACAAAGAUUGUUUGUAAUCCAUUGUAUAAGCUGUGUAUUCACAAUUAUAACACAACUAUAACUUUUCAGUAUAAUAGAAAGAUAUUGCAUGGUUCAGGGGAACUGUACGCUUUUCCAUUCUCUAAUCGGCCUGCAGGUUUGAUUCCAGUUGAGAGCAGCUAAAAUACAAUUGGUCUGGUGUUACGUAACUACAUAUGGAACCUUUAGUAAAAAGAAAAAGACAAAAAAAAAAAAAAA